Messenger RNA from Xiphophorus couchianus (Monterrey platyfish), 1221 nucleotides. RefSeq names its product translation machinery associated 16 homolog (gene tma16). Gene Ontology annotation, cellular component: nucleus. The annotation marks the transcript as partial. The record is from RefSeq and is a predicted model, not a curated record. NCBI's taxonomy places the organism in Eukaryota, Metazoa, Chordata, Actinopteri, Cyprinodontiformes, Poeciliidae. The transcript is spliced from 7 exons.
UUGAACCAAGUGAUCCGGAACUCAAGAACAAAAUCGCAGCAAGCAAAUUUUCUUCCGGGACGUAUUUCAGUGAAGGACCAUUUCCGUUUCCUGUUCACUUGUCAACACAAGCUCCACGCGCGUACUCCUGAGAGCGAGAUGCCGAAGGCCCAGAAGAGCAAAGCUGCGGACAAAGUCGUCCAUCCGUUCAGCAGGAAGGCCGCUUACCUGAACCGGGAGGACGUCCGGCUGAAGCGGAAGGAGAGGAUGAAGAGUGAAAAAGCAACACGCCUGAGCAACAUAGGUGAGAAGCUGCUGUGGUUUCAGAGUCAACUGGAUCCUAACAAGACGAGUUACACCAAGAGAGAUGCCUGUCAGGUUGUUGAAAGGUACCUCCACAGAUUCGACUCGGAGCUCGAGCAGAUCGAGUUGGUGAACGGGAUCAAGGGUCGUCAGGGUCGUCUCCACGGCGCCAGAGAAGCGGCCAUCAAACAGAGCGUAGAGCGAGAGCGGGCGCAGUUUGAGGGCGCUGGGUUGGAGAUCCCAGACAUCAUCAACACCAAGCAUCUGAAAUCAUUCAGAGAUUGGACUGGAGAUCUGAAGAAACUUCCAAACAUAAAAAUGCGAAACGUUUCAAGCAAAGUUUUGGACACAAAGGCUGAGACGGAGGAAAAAGAGGAGGUGGAGCAUGAUAAUGAUGAUGAAGAUGAUGAUAGAAGAGAUGAAGAUGAUGAAGAAGAGGCGCUGGAUGACAACAUGGAGAUGCCAGAGUCUCACUAACACUCACCUCAGUCUGACUGGAUCACGCUGCUCUGCCACGACUGUCCACAAGAUGGUGCUAGACCUUCAGAUUCAGCCGCACCAAACCUUUUCCGUUGGGUUUAAUAACAGCAGCAGCUUUUUGGAUGUUCUACAUUCAUCGUUUAUUGCACAGACAAAAAAAAAAAAAGGUUUUGCAUGUAACCCACGGCGUCUCCAAUCAGAGCUAUGAACAGACUGUGGAUCGAAGACAUAAACACGCUCUGACCCCUGAACUGUGACCUGUGACACUGGAAAUCACAUCUGUAGAAAACUUUAGAAAAUUAAACAUUCAUCUCUUUUUAAGGUUUAGACAAACACGGCUGCAAUCUAACAAAAAAAAAAAAACACCAACAGAUGGCAACUGUAAAACCUCUAAUCAUAUUGACAUUGAAAUCACUGACUGCAGAGUAAGAACCACAAACGACAACAAAACUGCCCUAA